GGGCAGUGGCUGGAGCCGGGGCGGGGCCGUGAGGCAGGCGGGGCGGCAGCCGGGGGGCGCAGCUAGAGAGCCCCUGAGCCACGGCGGGAGAGGAGCGCGCAGCCUCGGGGAGUUCAGCCCAGCAGCAGCCAUGGCGGUGGAAGGAGGAAUGAAAUGUGUCAAGUUCUUGCUCUACGUUCUUCUGCUGGCCUUUUGCGCCUGUGCAAUAGGAUUGAUUGCUGUGGGUGUAGCUGUCCAGCUUGUCCUGAGACAGACCAUAACCCAAGAGGUUACUUUUGGCUCCCUGGUGCCUGUGCUCAUCAUUGUAGUGGGUGCCUUCCUCUUCCUGGUGGCCUUUGUGGGCUGCUGUGGAGCCUGCAAGGAGAACUACUGUCUUAUGGUCACGUUUGCUAUUUUCCUGUCUCUUAUCAUGCUUGUGGAGGUGGCUGCGGCUAUUGCUGGCUAUAUGUUUAGAGAGAAGGUGGUAACAGAGUUUGAUAAGAGCUUCAGGCAUCGGAUGAAUAAUUACUAUAAAGACAACACCACGACUUUGAUCCUGGACAGGAUGCAGGAAGAUUUUAAGUGCUGCGGGGCUGGUAACUACUCAGAUUGGGAGAAUGUCCCUGGCAUAGCCAAGAACCAAGUCCCUGACUCCUGCUGCAUCAAAGUCACUAGGGGCUGUGGAACUGAUUUCAAGGUGGAGGCGAUCAAUCAGAAGGGCUGUGUAGAGACUAUGGGGGCCUGGCUGAGGAAGAAUGUGCUGCUGGUGGCUGCAGUAGCUCUGGGUAUUGCUUUUGUAGAGAUCCUGGGAAUUGUCUUUGCCUGCUGCCUUGUGAAGAGUAUCCGAAGUGGCUAUGAAGUGAUGUAGGAAGUCUGGUCUCUUUGGUCUCUUCGUUAGGGGAGUGGAGUAAUAUCCUCCAGGUUUUUCAAUUAAACGGAUUAUUUUUUCAGACCAAAAAGAGAGAUAGUCUCAGUUUG
Molecule: messenger RNA, 957 nt
Organism: Castor canadensis (American beaver)
Lineage: Eukaryota; Metazoa; Chordata; Mammalia; Rodentia; Castoridae
Gene: Cd63
Product: CD63 molecule
Biological process (GO): regulation of vascular endothelial growth factor signaling pathway
Cellular component (GO): plasma membrane
Source: RefSeq, a predicted model, not a curated record